AUGAAGGCCGCACGCGCCGUGCGGAUACCCCGCGCCCAGGGCACUGCUACACGGGCCAACAAGCGCCUGGUGAGCGGUACCAGCAACGCCAAAUCGUCAGUCGCCGCCAGUACCUUGCUUCACCCACUAUCGCCAUCCUCCACCGCGUCGCCACCUCGGAAGGCACUGAACGCACCUCUCUCCAAACUCCCUCUCUCGUCGGUUCUGCGGUCUUUGUUGAUCCUCUCCGUCUCAUCUUCGUCUCUUUUGCUCAAGCCAUGCAUCUUUGCUCUCUCUCGUCUGGCCCACCCUCGCUCAGCUCUGUGGGAUGUAUCCAAGAACCCGCUGCUGAAUAUGCUCGUGAAGCACACUAUUUACAAGCAGUUCAACGCCGGUGAGAACAAAGCCGAAGUGCAAAAGUCAAUCGAGAAUAUCAAGGGCUUGGGAUGCCGUGGUGUGCUUCUGGGAUAUGCCCGCGAGGUUCUGGUCGGCGAGAACCAGGAGGCCACUCGUGAUGAGAAGGCCGCUCUCGCAGAAAUCCAGAUGUGGCUCGACGGUACUCUCCGCACUGUUGAUAUGGCCCAAGAGGGAGACUUCGUUGCUCUGAAGUUCACCGGAAUGGGAACUGAUGCCCUCAACCUGCUGCAGAAGGAGGCCGCUCCCACUGAGUUCAUGGAUGCAUCAAUCCAGAAGGUCUGCGACUUGGCUAUCUCUCGCCGUGUGCGCCUGCUCGUUGAUGCUGAGGAGCAGGCCGUGCAGCCCGGUAUUGAGGCUUGGAUCAUGAAGUACCAGAAGUACUGCAACUCGCAGACUCCCGGGCGUGCUAUCUUCUAUGGUACCUACCAGGCCUACCUCCGCUCGACUGGCGAGACUCUGGCCCGUCACUUGGAGACUGCUCGCCUGGAGGGAUACACUCUGGGUGUGAAGCUCGUUCGUGGUGCCUAUAUGAAGACCGAACCCCGUCACUUGAUCUGGGCCAAGAAGGAAGACACCGACCGCUGCUACGACGAGGUCGUCGAAGCUCUUCUGACUCGCAAGUACAACUCCAUGCUGCAGCAUCCCUCGAAGGAUACCCCCGCUGAGCUGCCCCCCGUGAACGUUAUCAUCGCCACCCACAACCGCGAAUCCGUGCGCAAGGCCCAUGCUAUCCGGGUCCAGCAGGCUGCCAAGGGUGAGGACUAUGGUGUUGAUCUCAGCUAUGCCCAGCUCCAGGGUAUGGCGGACGAGGUUAGCCUCGAGCUCCUCCAGGGCUUUGAGAGUGCCGAGGCCGACGCUGGCAUGACUCCCGCCGCCGCUCCUAAUGUCUUCAAGCUUCUGACCUGGGGUUCCGUCCAAGAGUGCAUGGGUUUCUUGCUGCGUCGCGCUGUCGAGAACACCGAGGCUGUUGGCCGUACCAAGGACUCUCAGAUCGCCAUGAUCGAUGAGCUUAAGCGCCGCUGCCGUAACGUUUUCGGUGGUAGCAACUAA
Messenger RNA from Penicillium cataractarum, 1446 nucleotides. Its product is annotated as proline dehydrogenase family protein. Bases 1 to 1446 code for a protein of 481 amino acids. Gene Ontology annotation, cellular component: mitochondrion. Gene Ontology annotation, molecular function: FAD binding; proline dehydrogenase activity. The record is from RefSeq and is a predicted model, not a curated record. The transcript has a single exon. NCBI's taxonomy places the organism in Eukaryota, Fungi, Ascomycota, Eurotiomycetes, Eurotiales, Aspergillaceae.